Clonostachys rhizophaga is the source of this 783-nucleotide messenger RNA. NCBI's taxonomy places the organism in Eukaryota, Fungi, Ascomycota, Sordariomycetes, Hypocreales, Bionectriaceae. The record is from the annotation of a GenBank genome assembly.
AUGGCUCCUGACACACUCUCCCUCGCUGGUAAGGUUGCCAUUGUGACCGGCUCUGGGCGUGAGAAUGGAAUUGGUGCUGCCAUUGCUCUCGCCCUCGCCCGUAACGGAGCGAGUGUAACAAUCAACCACGUCUCUGACUCUGUCGCAACGCGAGCCGCCGGUGUCGCUAAGAAAGUUGAAGAGGUGGGAGGGAGGGCGACCGUGGUCCAAGCCAACAUUUCAACCCCCGAGGGGGCGGCUAAGCUCGUCAAUGCUACCCUUGAGGCCUUCAAAACCGGCAAAAUUGACAUUUUAGUGAACAAUGCCGCUGCUGGUAUGGCCACUCCACUAUUGAAAGAGACCAAAGAAGGCAUCGACACAUUGAUGGGGACAGCGCUGUAUGGCCCCAUCUUCAUGAUCCAGCAGGUGGUCCCCAAGAUGCCACGAGGCGGGCGCAUUGUCAACAUAGGCUCCAUCUCCUCAAAACUAGGUACUCCUGCGAGCCCGCUAUAUGCCGCCGGGAAGGCAUCCCUCGACACCCUCUCAUUUGCCGUGUCUAUGCAGCUGGGGCGAGAGUUCGGUAUCACAAUCAACACCGUCAUGCCUGGGCCAGUCAAAACAGAGUGUUUGCCGCCGCAUAUACAGGAGGCCAUCCACAGUCAUUUGAUCCCUAUGACGCGGGCCGAGGAGAGAGCAGGUCGAGCAGAAGACAUUGCCGACGCAGUACUACUCCUCACAUCUGAGUUGAGCCGAUGGGUUACAGGCCAAACAAUCUCAGUCAGCGGAGGUAUUACUGGAAACUAA